This is a messenger RNA of Staurois parvus, 245 nucleotides long. NCBI's taxonomy places the organism in Eukaryota, Metazoa, Chordata, Amphibia, Anura, Ranidae. The record is from the annotation of a GenBank genome assembly.
UUAUAAAUGGCCUCCCUGCACCCUACUUGUGCACGCUCCCAGGGAGCACGCAGCACCGAGAUCCAGUGCCCGCUGUACCCUCCGGACACAGUGAAACACAGAUCGAUUAUGUGAUCACUGAUUGGCCAAUCAGUGAUCACUACAUGUGAAAUCUGCAAAUGAUCACAGAGGUCACAUGGUACAAGGCUAUUCACAACAGUCUUGUACCAUGUGACAAGCUGUGACCAAUCACAGCUCACUCAGUA